AUGUGCACCUGGAGGACCCAGUUUAUGCCAUUCCUGGCCUCCUGCUUCCAACAUUUAAGUGUAGCACUUGGUGUUGGAGAUAUAUUCUCCCCUGUGUUCUGCUCACUUUGGUGCGAUGUUUGGCUUGUUGCACUACUGAGGCAUCCUUCAAAACUUGGCAACCCUGCCAGAUACCAGAGUGUGAUAUACAUCAAGUUAGGAUGGGGUGCUGAUUUGAUGCAAGUCCAAGCAUGGAGGAGAGCCAACUCCUGGUAUUUGGUGCUUGGUGUCAUCAUGAGUGACAUGGAGAGUGAUUCCAAGAAUGACACUGGUGAGGAGAGCAGCCCUGAUGCAUACAUUAGACCAUGUGAUGCCAAUACCAGCCAAAACAUGAACCCAAAGGAAUUCCUUUUCAUUCAGCUUAAGAGCUUCAGCUGGAUUGAAGUCAAUGUGUAA
Messenger RNA from Pisolithus orientalis, 435 nucleotides. RefSeq lists its product as uncharacterized. The record is from RefSeq and is a predicted model, not a curated record. The transcript has 5 exons. NCBI's taxonomy places the organism in Eukaryota, Fungi, Basidiomycota, Agaricomycetes, Boletales, Pisolithaceae. The coding region runs from base 1 to 435 and encodes 144 amino acids.